AUGCUUUUCUUAAUUGCCUUGGGAACAGCAUCAACUGAUCUCAGCAUCCAGCAACGAACGCAACAGUCCAUGCAAGAAGCGGCCACCGUCGACCACAGAUUAUUUACCACGUUUGGUUCGGUCGAAGAAGAGACGUACAGCGGUGCAGAAGUGCUGCAAAGCAUACAGCGCAUUCAAGACAUUAGGGCGAACAUCCAAGUCGAGGGAGUCACUUUCCAGCAGACGUUGGAUAUCGACAGUGCAGACGUAUCUAUGAUUAAUCUACGCAAGACGUACAACGUGCAGUAUGUGCGAGACGCGAUUGGGACAGUAACAACCAUUAUUUUCACA
Mesorhabditis spiculigera is the source of this 330-nucleotide messenger RNA. The record is from the annotation of a GenBank genome assembly. Lineage: Eukaryota; Metazoa; Nematoda; Chromadorea; Rhabditida; Rhabditidae.